CACAUCCGCGUGCACGCACACAAAGUCGAACUGAAUUCUCACGCUGGUCCCAUCACAACAACUCUUUUGAGAAGUAAAUCGCACAGACCGGGACGUGACACGACGCAGACGAGGGACCGGUUGGGGUGAAAGUAGCCGAAUUGGAAGCUUGUCCAAACUGGCGAUGCUUAAGAGGAUGCUAAUGACCAUAACAGAAGCCCACCAGACCCAAGAUUGACACCAACUUGCCCGGUGCUGGUGAUGAUCCCCCGCACUCAGGCACUGACAAGAAAGGGGGUAAGAUGUUUGUGGAGUCUGUGGGUCGAUGGGUGGCAUGGGGCAUCCUGCUCCAGGUGGGAUUGGGUGCCUCCGCAGGUAGUUGCCCUCCUCGCUGUUCCUGUCGGCUCGAGACAAAGGAAGUCAUCUGCUCUGGCAAACAUUUAAACUCCAUCCCGGAGGGCUUUCCCGGCGAUACGAAACAUGUGGAUUUAUCCUACAACAAGAUUCGGACUGUGGGACGCCGCCAGUUCUCUGGCCUCCAUGAACUUCAAGAUCUGGAUCUCAGUGACAAUAUGAUCUCGAUGAUUGAGGUAGAAGCUUUCCAGGGACUACAGAACCUCAGGACGCUUCGGAUUAAGAACAAUCGUCUCAAGAUACUCCCUGUCGGUGUUUUCUCUGGCCUGUCCGGUCUACGCUUUCUAGAUCUGAGCCAGAAUGAGAUUCUGGUCUUCCUGGACUACACCUUCAGGGAAACGGUGAAUCUGCAGACGUUGGACGCUGAAGAGAAUGACUUGGUCUUCAUUUCACAGCGAGCUUUCUUUGGUUUGCACAGUUUGCAGGAACUCAACAUCAAUCGCAGUAAUUUGACGUCAAUUCCCACCGAGGCGUUGUCUCAGCUGCAAAGCCUCACGUACCUUCGCAUGCUGCGUCUCACCAUUUCUACGCUGCCCAACAAUGCUUUCCGCCGCCUGCACCGGCUGCGCACCCUCAUUCUUGCCAACUGGCCCUCAUUGGACACGGUGGCCGGUAACAGCUUGAUCGGGCUCAACUUGACCGCUCUGGUCAUCAGCAGCUGCAACCUCAGUGCAGUGCCAUAUUCCGCUCUGCAUCACCUGGCCUACCUGCGCUUCCUGGACCUGUCCUACAACCCCAUCACUGUAAUUCAAGGUAAUCUCUUGCGGAACCUCCUAAGACUCCAAGAGCUGCACCUAGCCGGUGGGAACCUGUUGCGAAUAGAGCCGGGGGCCUUCAAGGGCCUUGCCUCGCUCCGCAUGCUCAACUUGACAUCAAACCAGCUUACGACUUUGGAGGAGAGCACCUUGCACUCAGUGGGGAACCUUCAGGUGCUGAGGUUGGACGGGAAUCCCCUGUCCUGCGACUGCCGUCUGCUCUGGGUGGUCCGUCGGCGAUUACGUUUGAACUUUGACGGACGUCAACCCACGUGUUUGUCCCCUGACACCGUAAGGCAGCGAGAAUUCAGGGACUUUUCCGAAAAGGAGCUGUCAAGGGUGUUCACCUGUCGACCCGCUCGAAUCCUGGACCGUCGGCCGCAAGAGGCCAGGGUUGAAGAUGGCACCACUGUUCUCUUCUCGUGCAAGGCAGACGGGGAUCCUGCUCCGUCCGUCAUCUGGAUCGCAUCUCACAGGAACAUAGUUACUCCAGUGGGAAGAAUCAGAGUUUUACCCAACGGUACCCUGGAGGUGCGGUUUGCCCAGGUCCAUGACAGUGGCACAUAUCAGUGCCUCGCGGGCAACGCCGCCGGCAACGACAGCAUUACAGUCGGCCUCUAUGUUAAGGGGGGCCCACGCAACCGGACCAUCCCCUCCUUCACAGAGGAAGACUGGUUAGAGCCCCCGAUUCCACAAGCCACAAACUCCUCGGCCCAACUGGCAAAGCCAUACCCCUUUGACGCCAAGACCCUGAUCAUCGCUACCACCAUGGGCUUCCUGUCCUUCCUCAGCUCCGUGGCCAUCUGCUUCAUCUUCAUGUUCUUCUGGAGCCAGAGCAAAGGCCAGAUCAAGCACACGGCCACCAUCGACUUCGUUCCUCGCUCUUCCAUGGGCGGCGGAGGGCACGGUGGGGACGGCGGCAGGUUCACCAUGAAACUUAUUUAAAGCCAAUUUAGUGUUCACCGUUGUGAGGACGACUCAAAUGUCUUUCAGAGAGAAACUUUCUUGGGCUUGUUAUAACUUGAGGGCAGGGGUUCUCAAACUUUUUGGGUCUUGGGAACACUCACAAGGACUCCCCUCAUGGGGUGAGCGUGAACCCCACUGCAAUAGAGAUCAAAAAAUGAACCAUUUGAGAAAGAAUUCCAAAAGCUACCAUAAGAAAUUCCAAAAUUUGGUUCUAAAAUGAAAGAUUUUUCAGGAAAAAAAGUCAAUCAUUUGGCUUCCAUUGCCUAAUUGGUUCCGUGACCUACCUCGUAAAUCAAUUUACUCGUAUUACAAAUCACUUUUGCCCACUGAAAGAAAAUUAAAUGCUAUUUACCCAUUCCAGGUCCCCACAAACUGCCAAAAGAUUUUGGUUACACAUUUUAAAUAGAAAGAAAAUAGUGCUGUUUUGUAAAACAUUUACAUAAAACCACACAAAACAAAAGUGACUAUAAAGACAUAAACUGGUUUCAUGUGUAAUUAGUUACACACACACACACACACACACACACAGUAGGGGGCGUGGCCUUGUAAGUGACAUCAUUAGCUGCAGUCGCGGCAUGAGUUCAGUUUUAGCUUCUUUCGUACUCCUUGAGAUGCAAGUAUGUCACUUAAAAUAAUGGCAUCAAAUAAUGCAUCACAACCUCUUUUGCAGACUCCCAGCUAAUAUUUCAAGGACCCCAGUUUGAGAACCGCUGCUUUCGAGCCAUGUUUUCAUCUUAACCAACAAUCAUCCUCACCGUGCUCGCCGUGCGCAACUUUGCUGCUCUCACUAACAUCAAAAAAUGUUCAGAUGCAAAUAUUACUCUACGAAACUUUUCAAGUGCUUCUUCCAGCGGCCAUUUUGUAACAUUUUCAUUGCCAACACGAGUAGACGUGCUCACUGUGAACACCAGUC
This is a messenger RNA of Hippocampus zosterae (dwarf seahorse), 3027 nucleotides long. It is a transcript of the gene lingo4b, whose product is annotated as leucine rich repeat and Ig domain containing 4b. Gene Ontology annotation, molecular function: protein binding. Lineage: Eukaryota; Metazoa; Chordata; Actinopteri; Syngnathiformes; Syngnathidae. The record is from RefSeq and is a predicted model, not a curated record. The transcript is spliced from 3 exons. Bases 282 to 2093 code for a protein of 603 amino acids.